Messenger RNA from Capsicum annuum, 762 nucleotides. RefSeq lists its product as uncharacterized. The record is from RefSeq and is a predicted model, not a curated record. Bases 1 to 762 code for a protein of 253 amino acids. Gene Ontology annotation, molecular function: nucleic acid binding. The transcript has 2 exons. Lineage: Eukaryota; Viridiplantae; Streptophyta; Magnoliopsida; Solanales; Solanaceae. Gene Ontology annotation, biological process: DNA integration.
AUGCCGCCACAUGAGCUUUAUGUGAUGAGUUCACCUUGUCCUUUCGUAGAUUGGGGCAUGGAUGUUGUUGGACCAAUAGAGCCAUCAGCGUCGAAUGGUCAUCGAUUCAUUAUGGUCGCUAUUGAUUGCUUCACUAUGUGGGUCGAAACGGCUUCCUAUAGAGCCGUCACCAAGAAAGUUAUUGCAGAUUUCAUAAAAAAUAACUUGAUUUGCAGAUUUGGAGUGUCGGAAUUGAUCAUUACUAACUACGGGGCAAACUUGAAUAGUCACUUGAUGAAUGAGAUUUGUGAUCAGUUCACAAUUAUUCAUUGCAACUCAACCUCAUAUCGUCCACAGAUGAAUAGAGCCGUGAAAGCCGCCAAUAAGAAUAUCAAGAAAAUCUUAAGGAAGAUGGGGAAUGAAGCUGUGAUACCUGUAGAAGUUGAAAUGCCUUCCCUAAGGAUCAUUUCAGAAGUUGAAUUAAGUAACGAAGAAUGGGUUCAAGCUCGCUAUGAACAACUCAUAUUGAUUGAUGAGAAGAGAAUGGUUGUCGUAUUUCAUGGUUGGUUAUAUCAACAUAGGAUAGUUCGUGCUUUCAACAAAAAAGUAAAAGCUCAAACAUUUGAAGCUGGACCAUUGGUUCAAAAAUGCAUAUUUCGUCAUCAAGAAGAGUACAAAGACAAGUUCGCUCCAAAUUGGCAAGGACCAUACAUAGUUCGAAAGGUACUAUAUGGAGGAGCCCGGGAUGGAAGGUCAAGAGUGGACCAAACCCAUCAAUUCUGA